GGGACUCGGUAUUACCGACGUGGUACAUCUCAGGGGCCACACAGAAAAGAAUCGCGGGGGUUGGGCAUUGAGCAUGGAGAUAGCGCCACUUGGGAUUGCGAAUACUACACCAGAUGGAACUCACUGCGUCAACAAAGAUGAUCGCAUUAUCAGAACUGCAAUGCCAUCGAUCUGGGGAUAGUUGCUGGAUGGCAAUUCAUGGUAAUGUCUACAAUACCACCGAAUUUCUGGGUAGACAUCCAGGUGGACGGGCUGUCAUUCUCCAACAUGCUGGUACAGACGCCACGCGUGCCUACCAAGAUGUUCACCCGAUUGAGCUUCUUGACGAAUAUCUGACCCCCGAGCAAUUCUUGGGCAAACUCGAGCCCAUAUCUAGCGAUGAUAUGCAUGCUGAGCAAAUCUCUGACGUUAAGAUUCCUGAUAUGGCAUCGAUAUUGAGCAUUGCUGAGAUGGAGCAAAUAGCACUAAAACGUCUAAGUCCCAAGGCUAUCUCGUACUAUGCAUCCGGCACUGAUGAUGAGAUCACGAAAGUGGCCAACGGGAACAUUUUCAAGUCCAUCAUUCUCCGGCCCAAAGUCUUUGUUGACUGCACACACUGCUCCCUCUCGACUUCUCUCAUCGGUAACAGCGUUGGUUUACCCAUCUUUAUCAGCCCGGCGGCCAUGGCCAAACUCGCACACCCUCAAGGCGAGGUGGGCAUCGUUUCUGCUUGCUCCAGUUUCAACGUUCUUCAGAUCAUCAGCAAGAAUGCAUCCAUGUCCGUGGCAGACAUAGUACGCGCCGGUCCAGGUGUAGUUCUUGCCUGGCAGCUUUACGUCCUGAAAGAUAUCAAGGCUACAGAAAGGACGCUAGCUUAUAUCAGGACAAUUCCACACAUCAAGUUCAUCGUACUCACCCUCGACGCCCCAUUCCCCGGAAAACGAGAGGCCGAUGAGCGGUACAAGGCUAGGGAGGUCGCGGGGGGAUCGCCUCCACAGAUCUGGGGUACAGAAUCUGCUCUCACCUGGGAAAAGACUCUCCGAUGGCUAAGCGGGCAUACCGAUCUGCCUAUAGUGCUCAAGGGCAUUCAGACUCACGAGGAUGCCUUUGCGGCUACCAAGUUCCCCAUUGUCAAAGGCAUCAUUCUUUCGAAUCAUGGUGGAAGGGCCCUUGAUACAGCCCCCCCUCCCAUUCAAGUACUACUAGAGAUCAGGGAGUUCUGUCCGCAAGUUCUUACUCAGUUAGAUGUCUUGAUAGACGGAGGCGUGAAAAGAGGCACGGAUGUGGUUAAAGCCCUUGCUCUGGGUGCAAAAGGUGUCGGCCUUGGUCGCGCUGCGCUUUAUGGCCUAGCCGCCGGCGGGGAAAAGGGUGUCCACCGAUCUCUGCAGAUUCUUGCCGAAGAGGCGGCCACAGCUAUGAGGCUUCUUGGUGUUAGUCGCGUGAGUGACCUCGGACAUAGACAUGUCAACACCGCUGCGCUGGAUUCCCUACUCUCUAAUGGACCACCCGGGUUGGAUCAGGUUAACAUCAAUUUGAGAGAGAGAUUGUAGGCAGUAGAUAUAUCUGCCAUAACUGAAUAAGUACA
Molecule: messenger RNA, 1564 nt
Organism: Fusarium redolens
Lineage: Eukaryota; Fungi; Ascomycota; Sordariomycetes; Hypocreales; Nectriaceae
Product: FMN-dependent dehydrogenase-domain-containing protein
Exons: 5
Coding region: 114-1529 (471 amino acids)
Molecular function (GO): oxidoreductase activity; heme binding
Source: RefSeq, a predicted model, not a curated record